AUGCCUCCAAUACAUGUCACCCCACGCACCCUCCGCACCCUCCGCACACACCGGCAGCUGAGCGUCCGGCACCUCUCCACCCCCGCAUCGCGUCAACCCGGCCCCCUCACCGGCAUCACCGUCGUCAGCCUCGAACAAGCCAUCGCGGCCCCCUUCUGCACGCGCCAGCUAGCCGACCUCGGAGCGCGGGUGAUCAAGAUCGAGCGACCGGGCGUCGGCGACUUCGCCCGCCACUACGACACGCGCGUCAACGGGCUGGCCUCACACUUUGUCUGGACCAACCGCUCCAAGGAGAGCCUGGCGCUCGACUUGAAGGAGCCGUGCGACCACCGGGUCUUGAUGCAGCUGCUGCGCAAAGCCGACAUCCUCGUCCAGAACCUCGCCCCCGGCGCCAGCGGACGCCUGGGGUUGUCGUACUCCGAUCUCCAAGCCACCCACCCUUCCCUUAUCGUGUGCAACAUCUCCGGCUACGGGUCGAAUGGGCCCUACCGUGACAAGAAGGCGUACGAUUUGCUCAUCCAGAGUGAGGCUGGCAUGCUCUCCGUGACGGGAACUGCUGCCGGCGAGCCUGCGAAAGUGGGCAUCUCGAUUGCUGACAUCGCGGCGGGGAGCUACGCUUACUCGAGCAUUCUGGCGGCGCUGUACCGCCGCGACCGGGACCCAGCCCGCCGAGGGGCUGAGUUGGAUAUCUCGAUGCUGGAGGCGAUGGUCGAGUGGAUGGGGUUUCCCAUGUACUACACGUACGGGAAUGCAACUGGUCCGAAGCCGGCGGGCGCAUCGCAUGCUGCGAUCUAUCCAUACGGUCCGUUUGAGGCUGGUGACGGGAAGUCGGUGAUGCUGGGGAUCCAGAACGAGCGCGAGUGGGCCCAGUUCUGUGAACUGGUGCUCCGGGAGCCUCGGUUGGCGGAGGACGAGCGGUUCAAGAAUAAUUCGUUGCGCGUGAAGAAUCGAGACACGCUGCAGCGGAUCAUCAACGAUGCAUUCUCGCAAUUGUCUGUCGAGCAGGCGAUUGCGCGGUUGGAUCAGGCGGCGAUUGCCAAUGCUAGGGUGAACGAUAUGCAGGGGGUGUGGGAGCAUCCGCAGCUCAAGGCUCGCAAUCGGUGGACUUCGGUGUCGACGCCGGCUGGGACGGUGCCCGCGCUGGUGCCGCCGGGAAUGUCGCUAGAUGAUGAGGGGUUUGAUGUGCGGAUGGAUGCGGUGCCUGAUGUGGGGGAGCAUAAUGAGGCCAUUUUGGUGGAGUUGGGGAUUGAGCGGGAGUAA
Messenger RNA from Aspergillus japonicus CBS 114.51, 1260 nucleotides. Its product is annotated as CaiB/BaiF CoA transferase family protein. The record is from RefSeq and is a predicted model, not a curated record. The transcript has a single exon. Gene Ontology annotation, molecular function: catalytic activity. Bases 1 to 1260 code for a protein of 419 amino acids. Lineage: Eukaryota; Fungi; Ascomycota; Eurotiomycetes; Eurotiales; Aspergillaceae.